CAGCCUCCCUGCGGCUGAAGUACGUGGGGACAGCAGGGACGGCUGUCAAACUCUGCCUGCCUCAGAGAGCCUUUCCUCGGGUUGAUGAGUCAUAAUGAGGGCCGGCCAGGUGCUGAAAAUGAGCAUGGAGGCAGGUGAAGGGUGUGUAUGUGUGUGUGUGUGUGUGUGUGUGUGGAACCACUCGGCAGUAGGUUUAUACUUACUGGGUAAAAUGUUGCUUAGGCAAUGCUUUUCUUUUGGGAAAAGAUUUUUUUUGCUAAGUUUGACUUGCAGGCGUGUGCAGGUGUGUGUGUGUGCAUGCGCUGAAGAGGAGUGAGAGAGAAAGAGGCACAGCGCUGGAGAGGGGGGAGAGCUGAAGCGGAUUCACUUCAAAUCUGGAGGAUUUCUAGAGUCUCCUCCAGCCAGGAAGAGAGAGUGCAGGCUUUAAUUCAGGAAAUCAGACAGACACGUCGCGGCUCUGUGGAUGGACGAUUGCUGCUGCUGCUGCAGAAUGAGGGCUCUUUGUUUGAACUUUGCCAUCACCUGUCUGUGGCUCCUUCCCUGCACGGUACAGGAGUCAUCUGGUCCUCUGAGCCUAAAGAGCAAACAAUGGAGGGCCGCUGGAGCAGGAGAAGAACCCGAGGGAGCAGCACUGAAGGUUAAACAUGUGUCCAAAGACUUACAAAUCAUCUCCACCAAACACAAAACCCAUACAUACGGCGCGCUGAGCCCCUACGGCUGGCCGCAGAACUUUUCACAAGCUCCAGACCAGUAUCUGUACGGCGCUCCUCCCAAAUCCAAGCCUCCUGCCAAAACCUCCACAAAGGCCAAGAAGAUCCUGGGCUGGGGGGAUUUCUACUUCAACGUGAAAACCGUGAAGUUCAGCCUCCUGGUGACUGGAAAAAUCGUGGACCACAUCAAUGGAACGUUCAGCGUCUACUUCCGGCACAACUCUUCCCGUCUGGGGAACAUAUCCGUCAGCAUCGUCCCGCCAUCCAAAGCGGUGGGAUGGGAGGUUCUCGAUGGCGCCGUCGACAGCAGCCCCAAUAAAAACUCUGUCCUGUUCCCAGAUCUGAUCCCCCCGUCGACCACCAGCUCCGCUCCUACUGAGCAUCAGAAAUAUCAGCGGGACAUGAUGAUGGUGACCGAGCUCAACUGCCGCAUCGAGUACCAGCGAACCAACCGGUCCAAGAAGACCAAGCCGUGCAUGUACGACCCAGGCCAGACCUGCUACUCGGAAAACACACAGUCCCAGGCAGCAUGGAUCUGCGCCAAACCCUUCAAGGUCAUAUGCAUCUUCAUCGCCUUCACUGGCACGGACUACAGGCUGGUGCAGAAGGUCUGUCCGGAUCACAACUUUCAGGCAGAGCAGAACCAGCAGCACCUCGGAUGAGCAGAGACUUCGCAGCUGGAACAUUUACUGUUUAUACUGUAUAUUCAUCAUACAACCACAAAAAAAAAAGGAAAAAAAA
Molecule: messenger RNA, 1451 nt
Organism: Gambusia affinis (western mosquitofish)
Lineage: Eukaryota; Metazoa; Chordata; Actinopteri; Cyprinodontiformes; Poeciliidae
Product: neurexophilin-4-like
Exons: 2
Coding region: 464-1372 (302 amino acids)
Molecular function (GO): signaling receptor binding
Source: RefSeq, a predicted model, not a curated record